UCAUCUGAAAGAACGGCGCCCUGGCAGAAAUGUUGUCGAAGACUUAACAGAUUUUGCAUCAAGCCGUUAAAUGUGUUGAUCCAUUAAAGAGGGGGCAUUUCAACCCCGCACAACUUAAUUAAACAGCGGACCCUGAUUGGAAGCCGAACUGACAGCCUGCCCAUUCAAACGAAUUAGGGUUUAUCAAAGGUGGUGGUCGCUGGUGCGAAAGGGGGGGACCUGGAAGAAGAAAAUUAACUUUGAUUGGUUUUGGAAACUUUGGCGACACCUCCACCAACACCCACCCCCUUCGCAUAUCACCCAAAGUUUGGAAGUGUACCGCCCGAGAAAAGCGUCACACACAAAUACACGUUGGAGUCGCGGAGAUUUAAUUUAGAAAGUCGAGAGCAGAGCCUGCGGCCCGUGCAAGAAUGGAAGAAUUAGCGAGGGAGAGCAUCAGCUUAUUGGCCAAGCCUGCGUUGGACACAGACGGCCCGAGGCUAGGUUCCUUCGGUGCAAUAUUUAUUAUGCUAAAAUCUGCGCUGGGCGCGGGGCUCCUAAACUUCCCGUGGGCUUUCCAGAAAGCUGGGGGUGUGAACACGGCCGUCGCAGUGGAACUGGUGUCCCUAGUUUUCCUGAUCAGCGGGUUGGUGAUCCUGGGCUACUCCUCGUCCAUCAGCAGGCAGAACACGUACCAGGACGUGGUGCGGGAGGUGUGCGGCCCCGCCAUCGGGCAGCUGUGCGAGGUCUGCUUCGUCUUCAACCUCUUCAUGAUCUCCGUGGCCUUCCUGGUGGUGGUGCAGGACCAGCUGGAGAAAUUGUGCGUUUCGCUGUACGAGUCGGUCACGGGGUCCCCCGAGGCGGAGAUGCCGCACUACUGGUACACGGACCAGCGCUUUGCCCUCUUCGUCGUGUGUAUCAUCCUCAUCCUCCCUCUCUCCAUCCCCAAGGAGAUCGGCUUCCAGAAGUACACCAGUAUUUUAGGCACUCUCGCUGCCACAUACCUGACCGUGGCCAUUAUCGUGAAAUAUUACAUGAAAGAAGAACAUACAGCCACUAUCACCCCUACAUACUCCAGUGGUAUCAGUUCAUGGGCGUCGAUGUUCAGUGUUAUUCCGACCAUCUGCUUUGGGUUUCAGUGCCACGAGGCCUGCAUUGCCAUCUACAGCAGCAUGGAGAACAAGAAGCUCUCCCAUUGGGUGAUCAUCUCGGUGGUGUCCAUGCUCUUCUGCCUGCUCAUCUACUCCCUCACAGGGGUUUUUGGUUUCCUGACAUUUGGAAAGGAGGUUGCCGCAGACAUCCUGAUGUCAUACCCCGGCGACGACGUCGUCAUGAUCGUUGCCAGGCUGCUCUUUGGAAUUUCCAUCAUCACCAUCUAUCCCAUCAUUCUACUGCUGGGCAGGUCGGUGAUUCAUGACCUGCUGCUGCGUUGCCGGCGGAGACACGCCGUGGUGACGCAGUCCUAUGAGAACCGCAGUCGCGUGCUGCUGACGGUGGCCUGGACGGCCAUCACCCUCCUCAUCGCCAUCUUCGUCCCCGACAUGAGUGAGGUCAUCAGCGUCAUCGGGGGCAUCAGCGCCUUCUUCAUCUUCAUCUUCCCAGGUCUGUGCUUAAUAUUCGCCAUGCAGACAGAGCCCGUGUCUCCCAGGACCAAAGUUGUUUUGACGACGUGGGGCGCCAUCACGGUCCUGUGCGGAGCCUUCAUUUUCGGACAGAGCACCACAAUCGCCGUUAUGGAACUGUUCAACAAGUUUUAAUCAUCAUCCUCGUCAUCAGAAAUCACCGUCAUGGAGCUCCUCAACAAGUUGUAUUGGUCACCUCCAUCACCAUCCUCAUCAUCGUCACUAUGAUGGACCUCCUUGACAAGUUUGCUGCCGCCAACUCCGAGGCCUUCGGUGAAAUCUUAACCUACGUCCUCAUCAUGGAUGAAUCCAGUUGAAGGCACCUCCAUCACAGACCACUUUGCCCCCAUGGGUACUUCAGGAUUAUGGGGGAUCCACACAGUUCCUGCCUCUCCGCCCAGUUAAUACUGUACCGUUCCCCUCAUGUUUAGGCCCCGGGCAGCUCUUCUGCUGCUAGCGCAAGGUUCUGUGAACGCUGUGAGCCAAUGAGGUGCGAGCGAGAGCUUGAGAACCAAUGAGGUGCUCGCUGCUUCGGGCCGUUUAAGUGCUGAGCGUGGUGAGCGUGCGCUUGUUUGAUUGGUUUACAGCCCACGGGAGGCUAGGUUUUUUUUUUUUUUUUGCUUUUGGGGGUUCAUGAAAGGUCAUGUUGUUCGUGUUUCAAUUCCUGUCACACACUGGAUUUUUAAAAACGGCUGAAGAAUCCGUUGAAUAGACAGCCGAACGAUUUCUUUCUUUUUAUUCUUUCUUGGGGCUGGUGCAGGUUGAAGGGGUUUGAGGAAAAAAAAGAAGAACAUUGUUUUUUGUGGAUUUUAGCGGGUGUGUGAGUGUGUCCAAAACAUUGUCAAACGUGAAGGUGGAGUGUUCUGGGUUAUGACACCCUUCUGCAAAUAUUAUUCUACAACUUCAGUUGAAAGAUUUCACAGGAUGUUUCCUUUAAAAGUUGCAAAUGCUAAAUUUAGAUAUUGUACCAGUUUUAGAAAAUGUCAACAGAAAUAAUGAGAGGGAAUGCCUGGAAUAGAUGUGGAAGACAUUUUUGCCCUUGACUGCAACCUGAUUGGUUCUCAAUCCAAAAACGUGUAGGUGUACUCCAUUGAGGCCCGACCUGGUUCAAGUACAUACUUUUCUAUGCUUAACUGAGCUCGUCUGAUCUAUUGGCACCUAUGAAACCCCACCUUCUGAUCUUCUUGGUUGGCUCAAUUGCACCAGGAAAGCUCAAUCGAGCACAGAAAAGUAUUGCAUAUUUGACCCAGGUCUGGUUGAGGCAUAUGAAGGUUUGUGGAGAGGCUUUUCUGUAUCUAACUGAUGUGUAACUGCCAUUUAGAGAAAAAACAAAAAAAAACAUGUGCCAA
Messenger RNA from Conger conger (European conger), 2950 nucleotides. RefSeq names its product solute carrier family 38 member 8a (gene slc38a8a). The transcript is spliced from 10 exons. Gene Ontology annotation, biological process: amino acid transmembrane transport. The record is from RefSeq and is a predicted model, not a curated record. The coding region runs from base 411 to 1736 and encodes 441 amino acids. Lineage: Eukaryota; Metazoa; Chordata; Actinopteri; Anguilliformes; Congridae. Gene Ontology annotation, molecular function: amino acid transmembrane transporter activity.